Molecule: messenger RNA, 249 nt
Organism: Guyanagaster necrorhizus
Lineage: Eukaryota; Fungi; Basidiomycota; Agaricomycetes; Agaricales; Physalacriaceae
Exons: 2
Coding region: 1-249 (82 amino acids)
Source: RefSeq, a predicted model, not a curated record
AUGUCUGCCCCAGAAACUGCUACCAAAUUCGCACCUACCCAAUCCUCCUCCGUUCUCGGCGGCCAGAUCGUCGGCCGCACUGAGCGCCAGGCUGCACCCCCUGCAGCUUUAAAGCUCCGUCUUGACCUUAACCUUGAGGUUGAGAUUGCCAUCCCAAGGUCAACGGUGACAUCACCUUGUCGCUCCUUGAGUAAACGUGCUACGCGCACGGGAAGAUGGCGUCGGAGUGAAGUUGUAUUGUCCAGGUGA